CCGUAAACAUCAUGUAGCCUAUUCUAUUCUAGGGUUUCUUUCUUAUUCGCUUGUUGGUUUGCAGUGGCGGGCGGGGCAGGUCUUUUCUUUUGUUUCCCCUAUUUCCGACUGUCAUAACCUCUUUUCGAUCGAAGGUAGGUGCAAGGAAACGAGUCUGGUAAAUGGCGACGACAGUAGCCGCAGGAUCUGGUGGUCCGUCGGUAGUUCCAGCCAACAGAGGUCGAAGGGCAGCUAUGGUGGACGAUGAGAAACUGCUAUUUGAGACCUCCAAAGGAGUAGAGCCUGUCACGAGCUUCGAUGAGAUGGGAAUUAAAGACAACCUUCUUAGGGGAAUAUACAACUAUGGUUUCGAAAAGCCAUCAGCCAUCCAACAGAGGGCCGUCUUGCCGAUUAUCCAAGGACGCGAUGUCAUUGCCCAGGCCCAGUCGGGAACUGGAAAGACCUCCAUGAUCGCUCUCACUGUUUGUCAGGUCGUCGACACAUCCUCAACAGAGGUCCAAGCAUUGAUCCUCUCACCUACGAGGGAGCUGGCUGCACAAACAGAGAAAGUGAUUUUGGCAAUUGGUAACUUCAUUAGCAUACAAGCCCAUGCAUGCAUUGGAGGGAAAAGUGUGGGCGAGGAUAUUAGAAAACUAGAGCAUGGUGUACAAGUGGUGUCUGGAACUCCAGGCAGGGUUUGUGAUAUGAUAAAGCGAAGAACUUUGCGCACCAGAACCAUCAAGUUGUUAAUUUUGGAUGAGUCAGAUGAAAUGUUGAGUCGGGGGUUUAAGGACCAGAUUUAUGAUGUUUAUCGAUAUCUUCCACCUGAGCUUCAGGUUGUUUUGAUUUCUGCUACCCUUCCUAAUGAAAUACUGGAGGUAACAAGCAAAUUUAUGACAGAUCCUGUUAGGAUCCUUGUCAAGCGUGAUGAGUUAACUCUUGAAGGUAUCAAGCAGUUCUUUGUUGCUGUUGAAAGAGAGGAAUGGAAGUUUGAUACAUUGUGUGAUCUCUAUGACACACUUACAAUCACUCAGGCCGUUAUAUUUUGCAACACAAAACGGAAGGUUGAUUGGCUCACAGAGAAAAUGCGCAGCAAUAAUUUCACGGUCUCUUCCAUGCAUGGAGACAUGCCCCAAAAGGAGAGAGAUGCAAUUAUGUCAGAGUUUCGAGGUGGAGAAACCCGUGUACUGAUUACGACUGACGUUUGGGCUCGUGGCCUAGAUGUUCAACAGGUUUCUCUAGUGAUAAAUUAUGACUUGCCUAAUAAUCGAGAGCUUUACAUUCAUCGAAUAGGGCGAUCUGGUCGGUUUGGACGCAAGGGUGUUGCAAUAAAUUUUGUGAAGAGUGAUGAUAUAAAGAUUCUAAGGGACAUCGAGCAAUACUACAGCACCCAGAUUGAUGAAAUGCCAAUGAAUGUAGCUGAUUUGAUAUAAAGCAAACAGAUGAUGAUUGCUCAUUGUGUUUCUCUUAUUUUUUUGGCUCCUGAUUGAUUUGUCAAUACUUGUUCUUUAAUAUUGCUUUUAGUUUAUUAUUGUGAUGCAAAUCAUCAUUUAAUCUAUAACAAAAAAAAUACUAGUUUAGCAAAGUUCACUUGACUUGCAAUCACAAGUACUGUUGGCAUAUCUUUGAGAUUGAAAAGGUCGGUUUCUAUUUCUUCCAUUUUAUUCAAAUUUGAU
Molecule: messenger RNA, 1655 nt
Organism: Impatiens glandulifera
Lineage: Eukaryota; Viridiplantae; Streptophyta; Magnoliopsida; Ericales; Balsaminaceae
Product: eukaryotic initiation factor 4A-3-like
Exons: 8
Coding region: 162-1412 (416 amino acids)
Cellular component (GO): catalytic step 2 spliceosome; nucleolus
Molecular function (GO): mRNA binding; RNA helicase activity; ATP binding
Source: RefSeq, a predicted model, not a curated record